This is a messenger RNA of Spodoptera litura, 5278 nucleotides long. RefSeq names its product Glutamyl-prolyl-tRNA synthetase (gene GluProRS). Lineage: Eukaryota; Metazoa; Arthropoda; Insecta; Lepidoptera; Noctuidae. Gene Ontology annotation, biological process: glutamyl-tRNA aminoacylation; translation; prolyl-tRNA aminoacylation. Gene Ontology annotation, cellular component: aminoacyl-tRNA synthetase multienzyme complex; cytoplasm. The record is from RefSeq and is a predicted model, not a curated record. Gene Ontology annotation, molecular function: proline-tRNA ligase activity; ATP binding; glutamate-tRNA ligase activity.
AACGCGUCAUUUUGACAUUUCCUACAAUUUCCUCUCGUGUGGGUUUGUUCGGCGAGUGCAUGCGACUACUCUCGAAAUAAAUACUAUUACUGUAAAACAAGUGCAUAAACUGCUUUGAAAUGAAAGUUGCGUGCAAUAAAUCCAACCCACCGCUAGGUGGUUUGCUCGCUGUGGAGUUCUACAAGUCCUCAGCGAAACAGGUGGAAGUGACGUGGGAUGGCGAUUCGUAUGUUGUUUUGCCGAAUUCGUCUAAAAAGGUGCCAUAUGCUACCAGUAAUGAUCUGAUAAGAAUUCUGGAAAAUGCUUUCAACAAAGCGGCAGAACCUCUUCAAAGGGUUACCAUGAAUCAUUGGCUUUCGUUUAGCCUAAUCUUAGAGGAUGAGAUCCCCAAAUCCAUUGAUUAUUUGGACAAAACUCUUGGGCCCUUAACCUAUUUGGUGGGAGAAUCAUUAUCAGUAUCUGACUUGGCAGUCUUUAGUGUUUUGUAUGGAUCAGCCAGGUUCAAGGAUGUAUCAAAGAAAAACCCUCCUAAAAACAUUCUUCGCUGGAUGAAGCUGAUCGAAGCUCAAUCAUGUGUAGCUACAGUACUGAAAGAACUGCCUGCUGAGGUCCUGAGCAAUAUCAGCAAGGCUUCAUCCAGGAAAUCUCCAGCAGCCAAUGAUGGUGGUUCAGGCCGUCAACAGGAAGGCAAGUUUGUUGAGCUGCCACAUGCUGAGAUGGGCAAGGUGGUGGUCAGGUUCCCACCUGAAGCAUCAGGUUUCCUCCACAUUGGUCACGCGAAGGCCGCGCUUCUGAACCAGUACUACCAACAGGCGUUCCAGGGCAAACUCAUCAUGAGGUUCGAUGACACCAACCCUGCUAAAGAAAAUGCUGAGUAUGAGAAGGUAAUCCUAGAAGACGUGGAGAUGUUAGAAAUCAAGCCGGACCUCUUCACGCACACGUCUCAGUACUUCGAUCUGAUGCUGGACUACUGCGUGAAGCUCAUCAAGGAGGGCAAGGCAUUCGUCGACGACACCCCCGCAGAACAGAUGAAGAACGAGAGAGAACAGAAGAUUGAUAGCAAGAAUAGGAAUAAUUCUGUAGAAAAGAACCUAGAGCUAUGGGAGGAGAUGAAGAAAGCCAGUGACAUCGGAGUGCAGUGCUGUGUGAGAGCCAAGAUAGACAUGCAGUCCCCCAACGGAUGUCUGCGCGACCCCACCAUAUACCGCUGCAAGCCGGAGGUACAUCCACGAACCGGGACACAGUAUAAAGUAUACCCCACAUACGACUUCGCGUGUCCAAUAGUGGACUCCAUCGAGGGAGUGACGCACGUGCUCCGUACGAUGGAGUACCACGAUAGGGAUCCUCAGUUCUACUGGUUCAUUGACGCGCUCGGCAUCAGGAAACCUUACAUCUGGGAGUAUAGCCGAUUGAGUAUGACAAACACAGUUUUGUCCAAGAGGAAACUCACAUGGUUCGUAAAUGAGGGCCUCGUCGACGGAUGGGAUGAUCCUCGUAUGCCCACCGUUCGAGGGGUGCUCCGUCGUGGUAUGACAGUGGAAGGCCUGAGGCAGUUUAUCACGGCGCAGGGCUCCAGUCGAUCCGUGGUCUUCAUGGAGUGGGACAAGAUUUGGGCUAUAAACAAAAAGGUGAUAGACCCGAUCGCACCACGCUACACGGCCCUUGAAACGAGCCCAGUGCCCGUGAACCUUAAGGGAAUAUCAGAGAGCACCCUGUCCGUAGCUCUACACCCUAAAAACCCCGAUGUAGGGUCCAAGACCGUGCAUGUAGCUGGUAGACUGCUCAUAGACCAGGUCGAUGCAAAGACGUUGAAGGAAGGAGAAAACGCCACAUUCAUCAAUUACGGAAAUAUCAUGAUUGAUAAAAUUCACAAGGCAGCAGACGGCACAGUGACCAGUAUAGACGCGACCCCUAAUCUAGACAACAAGGACUAUAAGAAGACGCUCAAGUUAACUUGGUUAGCUGACACACCGAAGUCACCGACUGUCGAAGUGUACUGCGUGUACUUUGAUCAUAUUAUAUCGAAACCACUGCUGGGCAAGGAUGAAGAUUUCAAGCAGUACAUUGGACAUAAGACCAGGUGGGAAAUCCCAAUGCUGGGCGAGCCAGAGCUGCUAAAAGUGAAGGUGGGAGAUAUCAUCCAACUGCAAAGGCGUGGAUUCUUCAGAGUGGACGUGGCGGCCGCCCCGCCCUCCCCGCACACGUCACGCCCCACGCCGCUCGUACUCUUCCACGUACCCGAUGGACACACCAAGGAGAUGCCUGGACAGCCAAAACCGGCAGCAGCGUCUCCAGCCAAGCAAGCCGCUGCAGCCCCAGCAGCCUCACCAGCAGCGUCUGCAGCCUCCGAUCUUAACGAGCAGAUAACCAAGCAAGGAGACCUGGUCCGCUCCCUGAAGUCCGCUAAGGCAGAGAAGGCGAAGGUCGACGAGGCUGUCAAGGCCCUUCUAGACCUUAAGGCUAAAUAUAAGGCUGCUACUGGACAGGACUGGAAGCCAGGCGCGGCUCCAGCUCCCGCAGCAGCACCAGCAUCUCCGUCCGGUGACGCAGCGUCUCUAGACCAGGAGAUCACCAAGCAAGGAGACCUGGUCCGCUCCCUGAAGUCCGCUAAAGCUGAGAAGGCGAAGGUCGACGAGGCUGUCAAGGCCCUGCUAGACCUCAAGGCCAAAUAUAAGGCUGCGACUGGACAGGACUGGAAACCAGGUGCAGCUCCAGCCCCAAAAUCAUCCCCAAGUCCGUCCGGUGACGCUUCAUCCCUCAACCAGGAGAUCACCAAGCAAGGAGACCUGGUUCGUUCCCUGAAGUCCGCUAAGGCUGAGAAGGCGAAGGUCGACGAGGCUGUCAAGGCUCUGUUGGACCUUAAGGCCAAAUAUAAGGCUGCUACUGGACAGGACUGGAAACCUGGCGCAGCUCCAUCACCUGCUGCUUCAAAACCUGCUGCAGCACCAUCUACAUCUAGUGACGCAGCAUCACUUAACGAGCAGAUCACCAAGCAAGGAGACCUGGUCCGCUCCCUGAAGUCCGCUAAGGCCGAGAAGGCGAAGGUCGACGAGGCUGUCAAGGCCCUGCUAGACCUCAAGGCCAAAUAUAAGGCUGCUACGGGACAGGAUUGGAAGCCAGGCGCGUCUCCUGCACCAGCUCAACAGAAACAGUCGGAGACUGACGACAGUAAGCAGGUCGCACUGCUACUCAAACAGAUCGCUGCUCAGGGAGAUAAGGUCAGGAAGGUCAAGGCUGAGAAGGCUGAGAAGAACGUGAUCGAUGUUGAGGUGAAGAAUCUUCUAAACUUGAAGGCGCAGUACAAAGCUAUAACUGGCACUGACUGGACACCCGCCGCCGCUUCUGCACCAACCAAAGUUGAAACUAAGACGGACUCUACACCAGCAGCCAUGAACGGCGGCAGUGCGAAGGCGACGGAGCUCGGCGCGCAGAUCACUAAGCAGGGAGACCUUGUUAGGGAACUCAAGGGGAAGAAAGCUGACAAGGCCACAGUAGAUGCGGAAGUAAAGAAGCUUCUAGAACUGAAGGCGUUGUACCAGGCGGAGACAGGCACUGCGUUCGCGCCGCCAGUACAACCACGCGACCCCAAACCCAAGGAGAAGAAAGAUAAACCUAAGGAGGUCAAGAAAGAAGCUAAGGCUAAGGAACAGUCCCCAAAGCCAGCCAAAGAAGAGUCCUCAUCUGGAGUAAAGAAAGUCACCAGGCUGGGUCUGGAAGCCAGCAAGGACACAGACCUGCCGGAAUGGUACUCACAAGUCAUCACCAAAUCGGAGAUGAUAGACUACUACGACAUCUCCGGCUGUUACAUCCUGCGGCCGUGGUCGUACAGUAUCUGGGACUGUAUCAGGAACUUCCUCAGCGCUGAGUUCAGGAAGCUCGGCGUUAAGGACGGAUACUUCCCUAUAUUUGUGUCUAAGGCCGCUCUAGAACGCGAAAAGGAUCACAUAGCGGACUUCGCCCCCGAGGUAGCGUGGGUCACCCACUCCGGUACGUCGGAGCUGGCCGAGCACAUCGCCAUCCGGCCGACGUCGGAGACUGUCAUGUACCCAGCGUACGCCAAGUGGAUACAGAGCCAUCGCGACCUGCCCUAUAAACUGAACCAGUGGAAUAAUGUUGUGAGAUGGGAGUUCAAGCAGCCCCAGCCGUUCCUCCGUACUCGUGAGUUCCUCUGGCAGGAGGGACACACUGCAUUCAGGUUGCAGGAGGAAGCCGCUGAGGAAGUCUUGCAGAUACUCGAUCUCUACGCCCGUGUUUACGAGGAGCUGAUGGCUAUCCCAGUGAUCAAGGGUCGUAAGACUGAGAAGGAGAAGUUUGCCGGCGGAGACUAUACUACCACCGUAGAGGCCUAUAUACCUGCCAGUGGACGAGCUAUUCAGGGAGCCACAAGUCAUCACCUCGGCCAGAACUUCUCGAAGAUGUUCGAGGUGGUGUACGACGACCCCGACACGCAGGAGAAGAAGUAUGUCUACCAGAACUCGUGGGGUAUCACUACCAGAACUAUUGGUGUAAUGGUCCUAGUCCACGGUGACGACAAAGGUCUGGUCCUCCCACCAAGAAUAGCAGAUAUCCAAGCAAUAGUAGUCCCCUGUGGUAUCACCGCUUCAAGCACUACGGAGGAGAGGAACAAACUCAUGGAUUCUUGCAAGGAUCUCGUUAAAGACUUGCUCGCUGCUGGCAUCAGAGCUGAAGGAGAUUAUAGAGAUAAUUACUCGCCUGGAUGGAAGUUUAACCAUUGGGAGCUUAAGGGUGUACCAGUGCGCGUAGAACUGGGUCCCAAGGACAUGGCGCGCGGUGAGAUAGUGGCAGUGCAGCGUCUGACCGGGGACAAGAAGACGUUCAAACGCGCGGUCGCCGGGAAACUACUGCUGGAACUGCUGGACCAAACACAUAACCAGAUGUUUGAUAAGGCAACCAAAGAGCGAGAUGCGAGAUUAUCUCUGGUUACAAAAUGGGAUGACUUCACCAACGCUCUGGAGCGUAAGUUCAUCUUACUGGCGCCGUUCUGUGGAGAGAUACCUUGUGAAGAUAAAAUCAAGAAUGACAGUGCUAGGACGGAUGAUGACCCAACAACCGAAGUGAAGGCUCCAGCCAUGGGUGCCAAGUCCCUCUGCAUACCAUUCAAGCAGCCUCGUGAACUCACUGUAGAAGACAAAUGCAUCAACCCAUCAUGCACUAACAAACCCAAGUUCAUCACACUCUUUGGAAGAAGUUACUAAAUAGUUUCAAUUUCAAUUAAAACAAGAGCAACUUUUUAUAAAAAUAUAUAAUUUAUUAUUUA